This is a messenger RNA of Folsomia candida, 1819 nucleotides long. RefSeq lists its product as uncharacterized. The record is from RefSeq and is a predicted model, not a curated record. The transcript is spliced from 4 exons. The coding region runs from base 147 to 1547 and encodes 466 amino acids. NCBI's taxonomy places the organism in Eukaryota, Metazoa, Arthropoda, Collembola, Entomobryomorpha, Isotomidae.
CUGUUCAGCUUUCUUGAAAUAAUACAUAUGUAAGGUUACUUACUUACGAGGAAUCAAUCAAGGGAAAUUAAACUCCUACUUUUGUUAUCAUUACAAAACAGAAAAUACUGAAAUUUCCAACAAAAAUUGAUUCACUUUAAUCGAGAAUGGUCAAACGUUUUCAUUACUUCAAACCUGAAAAUCCAAACUUACUUUCGGAACCUUACCCCGCAAACAUGACGCCUUUUCCGUCAUCAUCACCAGCAAAUGUGUACUUCCAAGAGAUCGACCUUUACGAAAUAUCGUACAAAACUGCCCCCGCCCAAGCCUCCAUCAGAUUUCAAGUUCCUGCAAAUUUCACCGUGUUCCAAGACCAUCAUCACAAACCUGAAUGCGAAUCGUCAUCAACGGGGGACAACAAAAUCCGCGUGUUUCUCCUCGGAAGUGAAUUUUGUCCAGAUUUGUCCCACCUGAGUCAGUCGUUCUUUGACAGGAUCGAGUUUCACGGCAGCAUCCGGUACGAAAAACCAGUGUUUGAAAUAAUCGGUCACCUCAAGGAGCUCAAAAAGGUCAAAUUCUUCCUCGGGAAGAGGCAAAGACUCGAAUUUUUCGAAUGGCUCGACUGGGACUGGACUCAUCAGUUAUGCAUCAAUCAGUCCGUGACAAGUUUGGCUAUUUUUGUAUCUAAAAAAUUCUGCUGGAAAUUGGACCAUGAAGGGAAAGCAGCCACUCCUAGUGACGAGGAGCAGAUGGACCAAGUGGUUUACGUGAUUGAGAGAAUUGUUCUCCGGAUUUUAGCCCAUGUUCCAAUUUGCUACCCAUCCCUGAGAAAGCUGACGAUGAAAGCUCCAAAUUCUAUGCGGAUUCAUGAAGCCGUGCUCGACAUGAGAAAUAAAUUGGAGCACUUAAAAAACAUCAGGAUUGGCUUUAGCGAAGAUGACAAUCAGAUUAUCGUGUCUAAAAGGCUCAAGGAUAUGAUAUCCACUCCUCAACAGCAGGUUUUGGAAAACUGCGAAUUGAUAACGUCUCCUGAAGUGGAAGAGGAUGAUUAUUAUUACGAAGAUCAUGCCGAAUCUGGGACACCUGAGCCUCUGCUGGAACAACUUGGACAAAUUGAUGAUGACGAUGUCCAUAUUAAUUGUUCAAUUGAUGAGGAAUUAUGUGACAAGACUGACAACGAGGACGAGACUAGUGUUACAGAUGAGGAUGAGGCAGAAUUAAUUGCAAUUGAUGACAAGAUUGUGGUUGACUUGGUACAAAAAUGUGUUGAAUCUUCGAUUAAUGAGGAGAUUGAAAAAUUAGAGGAAAAAUUUCUAACCGUGUUACCUGAACCGGCUCCUGCAAGUCUAGGAGAGGACAAAGAAGAAUCGUCGCCAAACGCUUUGACCGGUAUGGGACGAAUAUUGGAGUCCAUGUUGGGUAUUGGAAGUGGGAGUGAUGUCGAGAUUGGUGGUACUGGUGGUAGCAUCGAUCUAAAAAGAUCCAUUGUUAACAUCGAACAUCCCAAAAACGGAGAAAGUAAAAAUCCCAAUAAUCUGUUAUCAAAUAUCUUCAGUAAAUUUCAGUGAGAUUCCAUCUCAAACAAUUUAAUUAAUUAAACAUGAGUUUACAAUCCAAAUAAUAUAUAUUUUUUGAAUCUUUGUAAAAUUUUCUAAACGUUGUGUUAAUCAUGAACUACUAUUUAUCACCAUUUAUACAAAUUAAAUAUAAAGUAUGUUACGAAAUUCAUUAUAUUUUCAUUGAAGGGAAAGUUGGUUAUAUAUAAUUUGUAAUAUUUGUUUAUUACUUGUAUACUAUGAACGGGCUAAAAAUAAACCGUUAAAUUAUUAUGUACUAUAUA